GCCCUAGUUAACUGAUAUCCCCCAAUCAAAACUCCGUGAACCCUCUCCACUUCUUACUCUUCGGAAUCGUCCUCCUCUUCUUUUUCUUCUGUUUUCUUUCCUCUUCUCCGAUGGCGAUCGUGACGAUUCUUCCAUGAAUCUCGUGGACUUCUCGUAUUUCUAAAUAUACUUUCCUCAUCGGACUUCUAAUUCUUCAUUUCCUAACUCGAGCUCUCGCGUAUGCCAUCGAGCUUGCACUUCGAGAAUGGGCGGAGUUAAUGCCAUCACUCUUGAGGAGAUUAAAAGCGAGACCGUUGAUCUGGAACGUAUUCCAAUAGAGGAAGUGUUUGAACAGUUGGAAUGUACACGAGAAGAACACAAAUGUGAAUUCGUGAAAGGGCUGAAGGAAAGGAAGCAUAUGUGUGCAAUGACAGGGGAUGGUGUUAAUGAUGCACCUUUCUUUAAAGAAGGCAGAUAUCGGAAUGGCUGUUGCUGAUGCUACUGAUGCAGCCAGAGUGCUUCAGAUAUUGUUCGUACAGAACC
Messenger RNA from Cucurbita maxima (winter squash), 522 nucleotides. Its product is annotated as plasma membrane ATPase 4-like. Lineage: Eukaryota; Viridiplantae; Streptophyta; Magnoliopsida; Cucurbitales; Cucurbitaceae. Bases 245 to 475 code for a protein of 76 amino acids. The transcript is spliced from 3 exons. The record is from RefSeq and is a predicted model, not a curated record.